AAAAAUAAAAUUUUAUCGAGUUAUAUCUCAAUUUAAAAAAAAAAAUCUAUGUAAACGCAGUUCUCAACAAUCCUCAGAAGGUUGUAAGCCUUUACGAUUUUGUAAAGUGUAAUGGAGACGAGUUUUUCCAUUACACUAUUAUCUUCCUGUUACAGUAUGCUGCCUAAAUAGUUGUGACAUAAAAUCUAACUUUAGAUCCCCUGAACAAUCUUCAGGGGUUCUAUUACUCAGGCUUACACAUUUACUGUACACACAAUGCAACACACGGUUUUCUGCUCCAACUACUAUCACAUGAGAAGACUGGAGCUCUAAGGGGAGUUUAAUUAGGUUAUUGGAGGUUUUGGUUGUUGAGGAGGAAAGAGAAUAAGCCUCCCUCCUCCCUCCUCCUCCUGCUUCUCCAGAGUGGAUUUAUAAAUGAGAAACCCUCCAGUUGUUCUCAAAGAGCACUCCAAUCAAGUACUGACGUCUCACGUCAGAUAACAGGUCAGUGCUCAGAGGACGCAGCAGACACGCCUGAUGAUGCUGGCUUUCAUUAAAGCCAAUCCGGAACUCUCUACCUGUUAGAUAGGACUAAUAAUCUACAAUUUUGCUUCGACUCAGCUGUUGCUCACAGCCGUUUUCUCUGUUAUUUAAAAAAAAAAAAAAAAAAAAAAAAAAAAUCAGAUUUUUGAUCCUACCUGGCUCUACUGAGAUCUGCCUACUACAGGAAGGUUUGCCCCUCUCUGCUGCCAUGACUGGCCUCCCUGUGGUGUGGCUGUGCUUGCUGCUCAGCCUCCUGCCUCUGGAGAUCCAGUCCCGGGCUCUGAGAGCCCACAGACACAGGUUAGGUGAACCCAGAAUCUAUAAAGCGUCUUACCCCAACUCUCCACCAGGUGUGUCUGAUCUUUCUGCUGCCAUCAGUAAUCAAAUCCCACAGGAAGAUACACAACACAGUGGGAGGACCCCACUGCACAGCGACCCAUCAUCAAAGUUGCCUGACAUGCUUCUUCAUGGAAACAAUAACGUGCUGCGGGUGGAACCGGUGUGGCAGCGGGGUUCACGGGGUCGUCGCCAUGCCAACAGUGGAAGUUCAAGGGCCCACGCUCAUCUGAUGAGGGUGGGGUGCGUUCUUGGCACCUGUCAGGUGCAGAACCUCAGCCACCGACUCUACCAGCUAAUUGGACAGAACGGCAGGGAGGACUUCUCCCCCAUCAACCCCCGCAGCCCCCACAGCUACGGCUAGCAGCACACCAAUCAGAGAAAAAGAUCACAUUUACAAUUUCAUGAUGGGAACGAUUGCUGUCAAAUCAUUACUUUUCAUAGGACCACGGAUGGAAAACUUGACAUUGAUGUUUACCCUAUGCAUUUAGGUUUUUUUUAUAGUUGUAGCAGUAAUUUUCAAUGACUUUUUAUAGCACUGUUCUCAUCGAGGAAUUUCUUUAGAUCUGUGAAUGUUACAGCAUUUAUAAAGAAAAAAAAUGCUGUGUGAGAGUUAGAUGUCAAACAAACAAAGGGUAAAUAUGGCCUAAGAACUAAAUCUGUUAAUUGCUAAAAUGUUCCUGAGAGAAAAAGAGCCAACUGGUGAUGUGUCACAUAAGCUUUGUGAUUUUUCUUUCUUAAUGAUGAGGGGAAGUGACAGAAAAUCAUUGAUGACGUAGGAAAUCACAGCUUCCUAUAAUUUUAGGAUUUUGUAGCUAAAGAAAGGAGAAAUUGGAGAGGCAAUGCCUGAUCCAACCAGAAGUGUCCAGUCUUGAUUCAAAGACUUGGAGGCACUCACAGUUUAUUGUUCCUUUUAUAAUAAAUUGUGUUUUUCAUGAGAAGUUGAGACAAAUUCAUGGUAUCUAAAUCAGCCAUGGUAUGCGAUGGCCAAUCAAGACUCGUCCAUGCAGGUGUUCCAAUCAGGACUUUUUGUGAUACCAAUCAGUCAUUUGGGAUUAAGCAUUUGCAGACACCAAAUCCCAACCCCCACUCUGCAAGAGAGGUUUAAUGACAAAACUCUAAUUUAAGUUAGGGUGUUUGGUCAAAACACAGUAAACCAGAACAGUUUUAAUAGUUUAAUAAAACUAAUAUUACAGAGAUUGUAUUCAAAUUGAACACUUCUACUUUCAGAGCAGAACUCCUGUCCCCUCAAAAAACUUAACAUGAUGGAAAAGAUAUUCUCCAAAAUCAAAGAUUUGCAAACGUUUGUUUUUUGUUGUUUACAAUGAGUUAAGAGUCUUAUCUUAUAAUUCAGCAUGACGCCCAAUUGACAAAGUAUGGUUCCAAUUUUAGUAAUGCAUGAAAUAUAAAACAGUAAUAAUCAUUCAUUAUUUUAUGAAUUCAUAUAUAUUUAGUUUGUUUCAAAGCUUAAGGUAAUCCAAUGACAUUUAUCUGUUAGUUGAACUGUGAUAAAUACAGAUUUCCCAGAACUGAUCAUAUAUUCCUAAUUAUUAACAGUAUUUGGAACAGAAAACAGUAGGAACGUACAUUAUAAUCAAUUAGAUGAUAAAACUUGCCUUAUCUUAAUGUUCAUUUAGAGUAAAUACUACAAAUAAGAAAAUAUAAAUACUACAAUCGUCUGGGUUUUUCACCAAGUUUAACAAACAUUUUGUCAGCAGACUAUUUUGUCAAACUUAGCUGUCUGCCUAACAUCAGCUUUCAGCAUCAAUGUUGUUCCUGCUGUCUGAACUUGAGUGAGCUCAGUGCUAAUCUCCAAAAAGCACUUUAAUCUCCAUGUGCAAACAAGCAGCUUUAGCAGCGAGGACAACCUCUGGCCACACUGACCCCUCAAAACGCUCACAACUCAAUCAACUAAAAUGAACGCUGCAAAUCCAGGAUCUUUCUGCAGAUUUCUUAGCAGAGACUGAAGGUUGUCUUAACUUUCAGUACUAACAGAGGACAGUGGCUGUAUCAAAGUACUGACUGGAAACUGGAACAGAGUGGGAUUUAGUCUUUUUUGUAAAAGUUAUUUCCAGGCUUUUAAAAUAAGCCUAAAUGGGAUUACUGCCAUUGAGGUCUCUUUUCGUCCCUUCUGUUUCUGUGUAGGAGUUCAGUCACUUUAGUUUUGACUCAGUUUUGCUCUAAACUGUAAUAGAACAACAUGAAAGCACUUUGUAAGCAUGGCUUGAAUUUUAAAAGCAUGUCUUUAUUUCUAUGUCAAUAAACUACUGAACUAAUUCCUCAAGUGUCCUUUUUUGAGAGCCACUUUUGCUCAAUUUUGCAUUUUGCAGAGCUGUUCAAUCGGUCAUUCUAAAACAGAAAAAAUGUGGCAGAACUUCAAACCUACCUAUCCCUGUUCACCUAAAUUGAUGACUCACUUGAGGUCAAUCAGCAAAGUAGUCAAGAGUGGUCUUAUAACUUUGGAGUAGCUGCAUAGGGGAAUUAUUACACAUGCGCUUCUGGUCUUUAAGGAAGGACUAUGUGUUUUAUUAUUUAAAGAAUUUACAACUAAUUUCCAUAUGCAGUUUGCUUCAAUCUAUGUAGCAAGAGCAGAACUUUUUGACCUACACAUGAAAUGCUAUGUGAGACUAAAGUGUAACACUGCACGUCACCCUGGAGACAGCACUGCCCAGGAAACACAGAGAUGGAAGCAUGAUACUGUGGGGAUGCUCUUCAAAUGAACUUCUCUGACCAACUGAGAAGUUGGUUACUGUUGAUGGCCAACAGAGCAAUUCUAGAAGAAAACCUGUUAGAGGUUACAAAAAGACCCUUCAGCAUAGCACCAAAUCUUAACACACAAUCAGAGCAUAAAUGGAAAAUUUUGAAUAAAUUAUUUAUCAUUUGCAAGACAAUAAAGUGAGGAAUUCUGUUACCUCACAGAAACUUUCCAGGUCCAUCUGUCUGCAUGGAAACGUUCUUCUCUCUGGGUCUAGAGUAUGAAUGUGUGAGUGUGUCGGCGUGAGUUUGUGUGUGUGUGUGUUGGCCUUGUGUUGGAGUGGUGACCUGUCCUCAGUGCACCCUAUC
Molecule: messenger RNA, 3921 nt
Organism: Gambusia affinis (western mosquitofish)
Lineage: Eukaryota; Metazoa; Chordata; Actinopteri; Cyprinodontiformes; Poeciliidae
Gene: adm2b
Product: adrenomedullin 2b
Exons: 2
Coding region: 731-1222 (163 amino acids)
Biological process (GO): regulation of systemic arterial blood pressure; positive regulation of heart rate; adenylate cyclase-activating G protein-coupled receptor signaling pathway
Cellular component (GO): extracellular region
Molecular function (GO): hormone activity
Source: RefSeq, a predicted model, not a curated record